CAUGACCGUUGAAGAACUGAACAAGCAGCUGAUGAAUCCUAAGAUGUUACUCAACAAUACAAGAGCCAACCGCAGUGCUUUCUCCGUCGCUCUAAACAAUGAGAAAACAUUGAGCUGCUUUGACGUCCUCAGUAGAAGCAGAGUCAUAAUUUACAAGCAUGUCUUGCUCAACCUGGGAGGUGGCUACAAUGUGCAGACUGGCGUUUUCACCGUUCCCCGUUCUGGUGUCUACAGCCUCGCUGUCUCCAUCUACGGCCCUGGUCUGUCUGGCAGAACCCAGCCCACCUGCGCCGACCUGCAGGUUAAUGGCAAAACUGUGGCUGGACUCUUUGAAAAAACUGGUCUGGACAAUGAAGACAGCAACACCGUCGUUGUAGCCGUGCAACUGAAAGCUGGGGACAUUGUCACCGUCAGCCUGCCUGAUGGCUGCAUCGUCUGCGAUGACACCAACCACUUCAACACUUUCACCGGCUUCCUGCUGUAUUCUACUGACAAAAUGUGAAAAGAUGUAGCUUGUAAAAUUUCCUUCACAGUGACAAGAUCAUAGUUCAGCAAAACGCUCCCUCAUUGUUUCGUCUGUUUUGACCCACCGUGAUUCACUGUUCUUCUUUACACCCUGUUUCCAUUAGUUACUCUCAGUAGGUUUUACAGAAACCUUCCUAAUCAUCUUUUCUCAUUCUCAAUUUUAUUUCAAAUGUGUUGGCAAACCUUAAGAAUGACUUUUAUAUCUCUUUAAGUUCAAUAUCUUG
Messenger RNA from Melanotaenia boesemani (Boeseman's rainbowfish), 749 nucleotides. Its product is annotated as cerebellin-1-like. Gene Ontology annotation, molecular function: protein binding. NCBI's taxonomy places the organism in Eukaryota, Metazoa, Chordata, Actinopteri, Atheriniformes, Melanotaeniidae. The record is from RefSeq and is a predicted model, not a curated record. The coding region runs from base 2 to 502 and encodes 166 amino acids. The transcript has 2 exons.